GCUGAGUGCAACAACGGUCGGCCAAAUGUGCAGAUCGCUCCAACAGAAUUUGCGAACAUCUUACACAGUCAAGACAGCCGAAUUUCCGAACCCCUCUGCCCACGUGACUUCCCAUCUGGUCAAGUCGAGUGUCUGUCGAAUUGCCACGGCGAUGAAGACUGCGAGGGUGGUGAGAAGUGCUGUUUCAACGGCUGUGCUCAGGUGUGCACCGCGCUGAACGCGCAAGGAAGAGCGUGUAGAGUUUUACGGAAGGCAGUGGAUCUGCUACCCUUUGGCACGAUGAUCGAUGGCUAUGUGCCAGAGUGCGACGCUUCCGGUGCUUUCAAAUCGCGCCAGUGUGAUCAGCACCAUUGCUGGUGUGUGGAUCCGGAAGGCAGAGAAAUCCACGGCACAAAGGUUACAGCCAGCCACCCUAUCGACUGCGUCACUCCUCAGCGUCAUGACUGCAGACAUAAUCAGAUAUGCAAUGCCAGCGCUUGUGUUUAUGGUCUGAAGACGGAUGACAAUGGAUGCCCUUUGUCUGGUUGUCCUUGUAGAAACUUAUGCGAUGGUAUCCAAUGUGUAAAUACCUUCGAGACGUGCCAGUCAGUUUCGAAAGACUGCGUUUCCGCAUCGUCCACAAGUUGCUUGAAACGGCAUCUGACCUCUCCUUUAGGUCUGAUCAAUCCUUGUCAAAGUGGACGGCCAGCUAAGCAGCCAAUAAGCGAGGUAGUUAUCUUCUGCGACUCCACCACCGAUUGUGGUGACGAGCAUUGGUGUUUUGAAAUCGGAUAUUUUGGCAAGGGUCUAUGCUGCGAAUUUCCAUCAUGUAUCCAGAUGCAAGAAGCCAUGCGACAGUUCACCUACAGCGAAUACGUACCGAAAUGCGUUGCAAACGGUGACUUUGACUCUGUUCAGUGCAGCACAGAUGGCUUGAAGUGCUGGUGUGUCGAUCAGAUUGGUCACGAAGUCCCUGGUACAAGGAUAUCUGUAUCGACGGGCCAUCCAAACUGCGCAUUUCCUAGGAUUUGCGUGCAAACGUCGUGUGACAUUCCGUUCUGUCCGUAUGGGUUUCAAAUGGACGAUUCUGGCUGUCCAUUGUGUGAAUGCAAAAAUCCUUGCAAGCGUAUGAAAUGCAAACGUAGUUUCGAGGUGUGUGUCAUGGAGAAAAUCAACUGUGGCUCGAAUUCCUGCUCCGGAAUUCCGCGAUGCAUUUUAAACGCAUGUCCUCAGGGAACACCUUUGGUCGAGCCAUCGACAUUUGUAGUUUCUAAAUGCAUGAACGACGAGUCUUGCUUGGCCAUACGAGGCUACUGCAAACUUUAUGGCCAACCUGAGGGCAACUCCUUCGUGGGUAGCACAAAGCCAGGAUUUUGCCCCUUGUCAAAUGUAGUCUUGCAGCAGGUUUGUGAUCGUUCGUGUGUUUCGGACAGCGACUGCAGUGGGCCUACAAAGUGCUGCAAAGUUGGUUGCAGCUAUCGAUGUGUCGAGCCGAACACUUCGUUGCCAGUCAUUAAAGACCAAAAGUACGGUCUUUGCCCGUUCUUGACCGACGUGUCUCAGAGAAGCUGCAUAGCUAGCCGUCCCUCUUCUCAGUGCAGCACAGACUUCGACUGUCCCGGAAUAAAAAAGUGCUGUUCUGAUGGAUGCACUAAUGUUUGCUUAUAUGCACAGGUGACAUCCGGUUGUCUGCAUCAACGAGCUGCCAUCGAGACCAUAUUGUCAUCUUCUGGCACUCUGCCUCAAAAUCAGCUGUUCGUUCCGGAAUGUGAUAAGGACGGCAAAUUCACAAAUGUACAGUGCAACGUUCAAAGAUGUUGGUGCGUCGACGAGCGCGGUGUAGAGAUCCCCGGGACCCGGAAGCCAUCUGGAAGUGAUCCAGACUGCUACCAUCCUCGCAUAUGUGCCAGGCUCAACUGCCAAAUGCAAUGUCCGUUUGGCGUCACUUUAGAUGACGACGGCUGCCAGAUUUGCAAAUGCCAUGAUCCGUGUCAUGUAAAUAUCAGGAAACUAAAACUGCGAUGCAGUAUUUGUUUGCAGGUCAUAAAGUGUCCGUAUGAAUUUCAAAUAUGUCGAUUGGUGCAGGUCGAAUGUUUAUUGGAGCCAUGUCUUCCGGUUCCAAAAUGUAAGAAUACAAUUAUAUGCAGCAAUAAAAAGCAUUUGCUUGAAGGUUUACUUAACACCUGUCCUAAAGGAGAACCGUUCCGAGAUCCGACUUCUUGGCUAGCGGUAAAAUGUGAUCCAAAAGUUUAUGAAAGUUGUCCGCCGAAUCACUUUUGUCAUCUGGCUGGUUAUCAGAGCUACCUUGGUGACUGCUGUAGUUUGCAAGGUAAUGAUAACAGUACUUUUUUCAGCAGUCCUUUGUGCAACGGAUUUCGUUCGCCUCAAAUAGGUACUCAGCGAUUGAUUAAGCAGGAUGGCACAUGUCCUGUCUUUCAAGCAGCCUCAACUGACAAGAAAUUGUGCACCAUCGAGUGUCGUUCAGAUUACGACUGCGCUGGAAAUGGCAAAUGCUGCUUCAACGGCUGCGGCAUGAGCUGCAUUUACAACGAAGCGCUUACAAACAGGAUAUUGAAUAAAAUUGGCCAGUGCCCGAAACCAUUAACAAUACACUUGAAGAAGCCACAGUCGUCAUGCUCAUCGUCAUGCGCUUCGGAUCAGGAUUGCGCCGGAUCACAGAAAUGCUGCAAAUCUUCUUGCGGUGCUCAAUGUGCCUAUCCUGAAAUUGCUACAGGCUGCUUGCAUCAGCGUGCCACCUUUGAAUUGCUAAAAGACGAAUCGCCAUACAACCAAUUGGACCUGCCAACGUGCGAUAUAGACGGAAUGUUUGAGGCGAUUCAGUGCAAUAAAAACCAUUGUUUCUGUGUGAACGAAAAAGGCUGGGAAGUUCCUGGAACUCGAACAGAACUCAGAAGGGCACCGCCGAACUGUCGCCAACCAAGGUCCUGUCCGAAGUGGUCUUGCUCGAAAGAAUGCCUUGCCGGCUACACGCUGAACGACGAUGGAUGUCCGCUUUGCGAGUGCACGGAUCCAUGCGGCAAAAUACGUUGUGGCCGUUCGUCUGACGUUUGCGUCGCUGCCAAACUAUCCUGCACUGACGAUUGUCCGCCGUUGCCAUUAUGCAUCGCUAAUCCAUGUUCGACAGGAAUUCCAUUGCGAACUACUGAAAGCGAGUUGAUUUUGUGCAACUCUUCCUCGCACUGCCCCUCGCCUUACUGGUGUCACGAAAUUGGCCUGCUCGACCAGGGAGUCUGCUGUCCCGGCAGCCAAGUCUCGUCAAGAACCGGCAGAUGUCCUAAAUCACCGUACAAAUUCGACGACCUGUCCACAGAUGCCACUCAGACCUGCACGGCAGAUGAACAUUGUCCUAAUGCUACAGAGAAAUGCUGUUUCGGAGGAAAUCGCAUGCUCUGUCUAAGUAUGGAUUUCAUUCUUUAUUCUAGGUCGAGUUUAAACAGUGCAACCGUUUUCUCAAGGUUCUUCCAUGAAUAGCA
Messenger RNA from Soboliphyme baturini, 3473 nucleotides. The record is from the annotation of a GenBank genome assembly. NCBI's taxonomy places the organism in Eukaryota, Metazoa, Nematoda, Enoplea, Dioctophymatida, Soboliphymatidae.